This is a messenger RNA of Gymnodraco acuticeps, 2162 nucleotides long. RefSeq lists its product as uncharacterized. The record is from RefSeq and is a predicted model, not a curated record. The coding region runs from base 908 to 1936 and encodes 342 amino acids. Lineage: Eukaryota; Metazoa; Chordata; Actinopteri; Perciformes; Bathydraconidae. The transcript has 2 exons.
ACACUGCGUAGCGCGCAUUUGCCGCCAUCUUGUGUAUUGUGUAUGCACACAGUUAUAUGUAAUAUGUUGUCAAUUAUAUUAUCUUAUCAAUGAUAUUGUUGUAAUUAAGAAGUUUCAUGAUUGAAAUACAGUGUUAAUUGCCAAGUUGUAUGUGCGAUUGAAAGGUGUUGCAUUUGUUGACUCACUCGAGUAAAGUACCGGAGAAUUAAACCUAACUUUGACUCUUGUCAAAAUUCUUCCCUUUUAUCAGGGGCAUAACAUUUGGGGGCUCGUCCGGGGCGAAUGUGACGAGGGCCAGCUGUUCCAGAUAGAUGUCCCCGAUCAUCAUUCAACCCAUCUUCACUACAACUAGGGUGGACGACGACGUGUGGUGGUUCAAUAGCUACGGAGAGGGACUUGUAUACAAUCUGAGGUAAAAGCCGUUCGUCUCUCAUCUCACAUGUUAGAAUGCACUUAGAGAGAGAAGAACUAAGUGAACUUGAGGAUCAGGGUAUGGCAGAGCUACUUGUUCUAAAAGAUAAAAUAGUUGAGUUACAACAGGCUGCUUUAUUAAGAGAAGAUAACAGAGGAAAAGAGCAGAUUUCAGGUGACAAACAGACAGAUGUGGUGUAAGAACAUGUCAUACAGCCGUCAGAAAGAGAACGUUUGCUUAAAGAGAUAGAGAAACUGCAGUCAGCCUUAGCGUUUUCACUACAGGCAAAACCAGACCAGACCGGUGGGGCCCAAAGGUUAGUGAGUGGGGAAGGUAAUACUAUCAAACAAGACAAUGUGACUGUCCAACAGACCCCCCAACCACGUGUCUCAUUACAGUGGAGCAGAUAAUUCAAAAAUAUCAGGCCAGAUUGGUGAGCCAGGUCAAAAAGACAAACUUACAUUAUCUAGUCUAGCACAUCAAAUUGAGCAAGGCAUGAGCAAGGGAUUUCCUGAAAUAGAAAUAGUGGAUGCAGUGAUAAGGGCAAUAGCACCAGGCCUACAACUACGCAGCUAUUUGGAGGGAAAAAUCAACCUGACUUUAACUACCUUGAGGAGGAUACUCAGGUCCCAUUACCAAGAAAAAGGUGCAACAGAACUGUACAAACAACUGACCUCAGAGGUCCAAAGUAACAAGGAGACUCCACAAAACUUCCUGAUCCGUGCUCUGGAUUUAAGACAGAAAAUUCUGUUUGCUUCACAGGAGGCAGAAUCCGGUCUAAGAUAUGAUCCUGUCCUCGUACAGAGUAUGUUUCUCCACACUGUUCUCACAGGCCUGCAAAAUGACAACAUUAGAAGUGAUCUUCAGCCAUAUUUGCAACAGACAACAUCAAGUGAUGAGCUGCUCCUCGAAAAAGUUAACAUUGCUUGUGCCAACGAAGCAGAGAGACAAAAUAAAAAUAAACUACUUACCCAGCAGCGGCCAACCGCAGUGCACUCAGCUCAAUCCAGCGAGACAACUGCAGAGAAAAAGGAAAAAAAUACUAAUCAAGACCAAAACAGCAGAUUUCAGCCUGAUGUUCUGAGUGAACUGAAAGAAAUGCGGUCUGAUAUGGCAUUACUGAAAAACAUAGGCGUAGAAGUUGCACAAAUCAGAGAGUCAAUGCGACAGCCUAACCAAGCACAGCCACAGUAUUUCACCUCACCUAUACCACAAGAAUGCAUCCCCCCUCCUCAGUUCCAGUAUCCACAGCAAAACCGCUGGCCACCCCCAGGACCAGGGCAGAGAGGAGAGACAGCUCAAUACCAAAGAGGGUUCGCACCACAACACAACUUCUCCGGGCCAAGUCGUGCACGCUUAAGAAAAUGUUUUGGCUGCAAGCAAAAUGGAAGUGAGUAUUGCACCCAUUGCUACAGGUGUGGUAGUAGUGAACAUUUUCUCGCAGGUUGCAGGCUGAGAGGAAACGGACCAGACAGAGAGGUCCCUUUAAACGAAACAGGGUUACCCCCACGGGACAGGGAGUAACCAACAACAGUGUAAUGUCCCAACAGCAUUGCUCAUACUGUGGUGUCCCUGAAAACGAACAGAAAUUCAGAAAAUGUGCAUCGUGUAAAGAAGACAAUUACUGCUCUAAAACCUGUCAAACUGAACAUUGGCCAAAACAUUACAAAAAAUGCAAGCAGCCCCCUCACGUGCAUGUUAAUCAGUGCUCUCAAGCAAGUGCAAGCACAGCCCACACCAGAAAAGAGGA